AUGGCACAGGACCCUCGAGCACUAUUACAGAAGGCCGAGAAGACCGCUCAAGGUGCCACAGGAGGAUUCAGCUUGUUUGGAGGCCGGGCCGAGAAGUGGGAAAAUGCAGCAGAUCUAUACACACAAGCGGCCAACGCAUUUCGGGUACAGAAGCAGAAUUAUGAAGCCGGCCAGGCUUUCGAGAAAGCCGCCUCGAUACAACAAACUAAACUGAAUGAGCCGGACGACAUGGCCAACACCCUAACCGAAGCAUUCAAAGUCUAUCGUAAAGAGUCACCCCAAGACGCCACAAGGGUUCUCGCCGCCGCCAUCUCGCAUUAUACGACCAAAGGCAACUUCCGGCGCGCAGCGACGCACCAACAGAAUUUGGCAGAGGUAUACGAGAUGGAGAUUGGGGAUCAGAAGAAGGCACUUGAGGCCUACGACACAGCUGCACAAUGGUACGAGAGCGACAAUGCCGAGGCCCUCGCCAACAAACUGUAUCUAAAGGUAGCGGACUUGGCGGCACUGGAGGGAGAUUAUCAAAAUGCAAUUGCAAAGCUCGAGUCCGUCGCCAAGUCGUCGCUGAAUAACAACCUCAUGCGUUGGUCCGUCAAGGAUUACUUCCUCAAAGCAGGCAUCUGUUACCUCGCCGCUGGUGACCAGAUCGCUACGAAACGGGCGUUAGACCACUACCGCGAACUCGACAACAGUUUUGCAGGCACACGCGAGAAUAUGCUGCUUAACGAUCUCGUGGCGGCCGUUGAGGAGGGCGACCAAGAGGGCUUCGCUGAUAAGUUGUUCCAGUUUGACCAGCUGAGUAAGUUGGAUAAGUGGAAAACGACGUUGUUGUUGAGGAUCAAGAAUUCUAUUGAGAAGCAGGAGGAAGAUUUCUCAUAG
Molecule: messenger RNA, 879 nt
Organism: Rhinocladiella mackenziei CBS 650.93
Lineage: Eukaryota; Fungi; Ascomycota; Eurotiomycetes; Chaetothyriales; Herpotrichiellaceae
Exons: 2
Coding region: 1-879 (292 amino acids)
Biological process (GO): intracellular protein transport; SNARE complex disassembly
Cellular component (GO): SNARE complex; vacuolar membrane
Molecular function (GO): soluble NSF attachment protein activity; syntaxin binding
Source: RefSeq, a predicted model, not a curated record